CUCAUACUUGCCACUGCUCUCUUGUACCGGCACGGCAGCCAUGUCGACGUCGAAUAAAAUGGAUGAUUUGGAGCGUGCGAUCUUCGGCGGGGAGUCCGACGACGAGUUGUCCGCACCGGAGGAGGAUGAUGUCCCGCAAAAACGUGCAAAGCGGGCGUCGCCGAUGGGCGAUGAGGAAGAGUCGUCAGCGGACUCCGGCGACGAAUACGUACAGGAGCGGCGCGCACCGAAGGCCAAGGCCAAGGCGCCGCGGAGGAGGCGGAGGACGGACGCUGGUGAGGACGGGGAGUCGAGGCCGAAGCAACGGAAGAGGAAGCGAAAGCAGCAGCUGGGGGACAUCGACCUGAGCCAGCUGCCGCCUGAGCAGGCUAACAAGGUGAAGCUGGACAUGCAGAUUGAGGCCAUCCUGAAGCCGAAGAAGGCGUCGCGGCCAAAACGGAAGAGAAAGGACGAGGAUGACGUGCUGGACCGAGUGGCGGACGAAGAGGUCUCGCGGCUCCGGGAGGCGAUGAUAGCGGCUGCCCAAGACGACGAGCAGGCGAACAGGGAGAAGCUCCCCGCUAUGGCUAAGCUAAGGCUCCUGCCGCAAGUGAUGGAGGUACUGCGAAAGAAUUCGCUUGCAGAGUCUAUUGCAGAUAACAAUUUACUCGAGGGUGUGCGGAAAUGGUUAGAUCCUUUGCCUGACCGCUCCCUCCCGGCCCUCGACAUCCAAAGGGAGUUCUUCCCCAUCCUCAAGAAGAUGGAAUUCAUCGACACGAGCGUGCUGAAAGAGUCCGGCAUCGGCCGUGUCAUCGUUUUCUAUACAAAAAGCAAGCGUGUCACCCCCGACAUUCAACGCCUCGCACACGACCUUGUCUCUACCUGGUCGCGACCGAUCAUCAAGCGCAGCGCGUCCUACCGCGACCGUAUCGUCCCGACCGCGCAGAUCGGCGACGGCGAUGCUGCCUCGCGCGGGCCAGAGCGGCUCAACACGAUUCUCGCGCGGGCGAAGGAGAGCGAUAAGAACCGCGUGCGGAAGAACGCGGUCAUGAUCCCGCAGCGCGAGCUGGGCAGCUACACCGUGGCGCCGCGCUCGAACGUGGGCCUCUCCAAGGGCAGCAUGAGCGUCGACGUGGAUAUCGAGCGGCGGAAGAAGAACGCGGAGCGGCUGAGGACGCUGACGAGGAAGAUCCAGACGAAGUCGUGAGCACGGAGCUGUCAUUCCUCGUCCCUUGUUCUGCAUUCUGUUCCCUUGUAUUUUUUCUUACGUCCUUAUCUAUAUUCUUUAUGUUCAUUGGACUUAUGUGCUGUGGUCUUGUGUGUGCCCCCUUGUACUUUCUGGGUAUGCAACCGCAAACUGCCGUAUCGAUUGCAAUCGAGCGCCGUGUCCAGUCUUAAAGCUUAACUAUCGGC
This is a messenger RNA of Fomitopsis serialis, 1392 nucleotides long. RefSeq lists its product as uncharacterized. The coding region runs from base 41 to 1186 and encodes 381 amino acids. Gene Ontology annotation, biological process: poly(A)+ mRNA export from nucleus. Gene Ontology annotation, cellular component: nucleus. The transcript is spliced from 5 exons. NCBI's taxonomy places the organism in Eukaryota, Fungi, Basidiomycota, Agaricomycetes, Polyporales, Fomitopsidaceae. The record is from RefSeq and is a predicted model, not a curated record.